Molecule: messenger RNA, 2797 nt
Organism: Sardina pilchardus (European sardine)
Lineage: Eukaryota; Metazoa; Chordata; Actinopteri; Clupeiformes; Clupeidae
Gene: ap3m1
Product: adaptor related protein complex 3 subunit mu 1
Exons: 9
Coding region: 156-1412 (418 amino acids)
Biological process (GO): endocytosis; intracellular protein transport
Cellular component (GO): cytoplasmic vesicle; clathrin adaptor complex
Source: RefSeq, a predicted model, not a curated record
GAUUUACCAUCUUUCAAACGUGACAUUUUGCUCGUGUUAUUUGAAGGCACAUACGUGGCUAGUUUCACAGGCUUCCGCUUCGCACUUCUGCCAUAUUGCCACCUAGGAGUUUUUUGCCAACAGACGCACGGACGGAGUCCUGCAAAGACUUCACAAUGAUCCAUAGCUUAUUUCUGAUCAACUCCGCUGGUGACAUAUUCCUGGAGAAACACUGGAAGAGUGUCAUCAGCCGCUCGGUCUGUGACUACUUUUUCGAGGCUCAGACGAAGGCCGGCGAUGCCGAGAAUGUGCCGCCCGUGAUCCGCACCCCGCACCACUACCUGAUCAACAUCUACCGGGAGAAGAUCUUUUUCGUGUCCGUUAUCCAGACGGAAGUGCCCCCGCUGUUCGUCAUCGAGUUUCUACAUCGAGUGGCGGAGACAUUUCAGGAUUAUUUUGGAGAAUGUUCGGAAUCGGUCGUCAAGGACAACGUGGUGAUCGUUUACGAGCUCCUGGAGGAGAUGCUGGACAAUGGCUUCCCCCUGGCAACCGAGUCCAACAUUCUCAAAGAGCUCAUCAAACCUCCAACCAUCCUGCGCUCCAUGGUCAACACCAUCACAGGUAGCAGUAACGUGGGGGAGACCCUGCCGACUGGCCAGCUGUCCACCAUUCCGUGGAGACGAGCAGGGGUCAAGUACACCAACAACGAGGCCUACUUCGACGUCAUCGAAGAGAUCGACGCCAUCAUCGACAAGUCAGGGGCUACGGUGUGCGCUGAGAUCCAGGGCGUGAUUGACGCGUGUGUGAAGCUGACCGGCAUGCCUGACCUCACGCUCUCCUUCAUGAACCCUCGUCUCCUUGACGACGUGAGCUUCCACCCGUGCGUGCGGUUCAAGCGCUGGGAGUCAGAGAGGGUGCUGUCCUUCAUCCCACCCGACGGAAACUUCCGCCUCAUGUCCUACCAUGUCAGCGCACAGAACCUUGUGGCCAUCCCGAUCUACGUGAAGCAGAGCAUCAGCUUCUUUGAGAGCGGGGCGUCGGGGCGGCUGGACAUCACGGUGGGGCCCAAGCAGACGAUGGGCAAGCAGGUGGAGGCGCUGCGGGUCACCGUGCACAUGCCGCGCGUGGUGCUGAGCGCCCACCUCUCCGCCACCCAGGGCACACACACCUACGACCCCGUCACCAAGGUGCUGGUGUGGGACAUUGGGAAGCUGAACCAGCAGAAGCUGCCCAACCUUAAGGGCGGUCUGAGUCUGCAGUCGGGAGCCCUGAGACCAGAGGAGAACCCCAGCCUCAACAUCGACCUCAAGAUCCAGCAGCUCGCCAUCUCAGGGCUGAAGGUGUGCAGGUUGGACAUGUACGGGGAGAAGUACAAGCCCUUCAAAGGCGUCAAGUACAUCACCAAAGCAGGCAAGUUCCAGGUGCGCACCUGAGCCAGCUGUCUGGAGAGAUGCAGCAGCAGCAGCAGCAGCAGCAGCAACAGCAACAACAACAACAACAACAACAAAACAACAACAACAACAACAACAACAACAACAACAACAACAACAACGUCGUGCCAAACACACACCUUUUGGUUCAGUGCUGAUUCUUAACACAUGUGUGACUAUGGAAGCUCUUCAGCCUUAUCCAGUAUACUUUAUUCAGCAGCCUUAUCCAGUAUACUUUAUUCAGCAGCCUUAUCCAGUAUACUUUAUUCAGCAGCCUUAUCCAGUAUACUUUAUUCAGCAGCCUUAUCCAGUAUACUUUAUUCAGCAGCCUUAUCCAGUAUACUUUAUUCAGCAGACUUAUCCAGUAUACUUUAUUCAGCAGCCUUAUCCAGUAUACUUUAUUCAGCAGACUUUGUUUACACUAGUUCAGACAGCAAGUGAGCUCUCACCAUGCCUGAUUAUUUUGUUAAAAAGGGGAAGACACGUGGGGAAAUUUGAAUUUGAUUUGAAAGGGACGGGCCUUUUUUGCCUUCAUUGUAUGGAAAUGUAUUUGUCCUCGCUGUGAUAAUGAGGACUGCACCAUGAGUUGUGUAUUGAGUUUGGGAUUUUUUUUAUUUUAGAAUUAGAUGUUGGAUGAAGUAAUUCAGUAUUGUACCAUUCCGUGCACCAGUGUUCCUCCUGCUCUCUCAUCCAAAGCUGUCUGAAGAAGCAGUGUAUUCUGUGUGUGUGUGUGUGUGUGUGUACAUUUGUGAUCUUUGAGACCCUGGAUCUGAAGUGUGUAAGCACGCCAAUGUGUGUGUGUGUGUGUGUGUGUGUGUGUGUGUGUGUUGCAUGUCAUUUCAAAUCACUCCCACUACUUUCUAACACCCCAUCAUUCAGGAGCAGAAAUAGCACCCUCAACAGGCUAAGGCAGGAAUAGCACCCUCUACAGGCUAGGCUAGUAAUAGCACCCUUUACAGGCUAGGGCAGGAAUAGCACCCUCUUAAGACUGGAACAGGAAAGAAUCAUCUGCACAAGUUACAUAAGGUGUGUGUGUGUGUGUGUGUGUGUGCGCGUGCGUGUUACCAGAUUACUUGCACAGGUUACGUUAGGUGUGUGUGUGUCUCUAAACAGCAGUUGGGACUCUCAGUUCUGGGUAUCUAAUCAACCCUUUGCCUCAGAGCCAAAGCACAGCCUGACUGUGUGUGUGUGUGUGUGUGUGUGUGUGUGUGUGUAUAUGUGUGUGUAUCCGAUCUCUGGCAGCAGACUGCAGUGUCAGAGAGGUGGGCUGUGUCGUGCUUAGCCAUUUGUUGCCUUGGUAACCACCCAGUUCCAGCAGGUAUCCUAGUGACUGUAGCCGGACGUCACUCUUGCCUCCCGGUGGUAGCGGUGGUAUGGGGGGGGGGGGG